AUGGCUCACUGUGGUGAUUUUAUUAAAAGUCAAUUUCCCUUAAUAGACGACGACCUUAAAAAAUAUGUAGAAGAUAUUUUAGGUAAUAGCGCUGGAGAGUUUGAGGAUACCGAAGAAGUGUUUGAAGCGGUCGGUGAAGUGUUACAGGGAAUAUCAGAAAAAUCGGAAGAUGAUAUCAGAGAUAUAUGUGAGCAAUUAUUACAUAUGCUUCAACCUAAUAACACGGGUAGCAGUAAUGGACCAAGAAAAGUUUUAGAUGCGCCUAUACACCUUGCUUCAAUGACAACAACCAAUAAUGAAACAGAUGAUCUUAAGAGUAUAUGGUUGCAGACUAGAGAUGACAAUUUUAAAGUAGAUGCUAAAAAACUAGAAAAAGCAGAAGCAAAGCUACAACAGAAACAACAAAAGCAAAAAGAUGCCAAAGUUCCUGCUGCUGCUCCUGUAUUACAAACUGCUACGGCUUCACAGGUCACAUCUAAGAAAGAUAGCAAGCUUGAAGCAAAAGGGACAAAUAGAACUCAAGAUAUAAGAAUAGAAAACUUUGACAUUGCAUAUGGUGAUCGGGUAUUAUUACAAGGAGCAGAUCUUGUUCUCGCGUUUGGUCGUCGUUAUGGCCUUGUAGGGCGAAACGGUCUGGGAAAAACAACAUUGCUAAGGAUGAUUGCUGCAAAGCAACUCAAAAUACCAUCACAUAUAUCAAUAUUGCAUGUAGAACAAGAGGUGGUAGGAGAUGAAACUUUGGCUUUGCAGAGUGUUCUAGAAUGUGAUACUGUAAGAGAAGAUUUAAUUAGAAGGGAGAAGGAAAUCACAGCUGCAAUUAAUAAUGGAUCAACAGAUACUAAUUUAUCAACAGAGCUGAGUGAAAUAUAUGCUCAACUAGAGAAUAUAGAAGCUGACAAAGCACCAGCCCGAGCAUCAAUCAUUCUUAGUGGUUUAGGCUUCACGACAGAGAUGCAAAACAGAGCUACAAAAACAUUUUCUGGAGGUUGGCGAAUGAGGCUUGCCUUGGCACGUGCUUUAUUCUCAAAACCAGAUUUACUGCUACUUGAUGAGCCCACUAACAUGUUGGACAUAAAAGCGAUCAUAUGGUUAGAAAACUAUCUGCAGAAUUGGCCGACGACGCUCUUAGUCGUAUCUCACGAUCGCAACUUCUUGGACACGGUACCUACAGAUAUACUUCAUUUACAUUCACAUAGGAUAGACACAUAUAGAGGUAACUACGAACAGUUCCACAAAACAAAGACUGAGAAGCUGAAGAAUCAGCAACGUGAGUACGAGGCUCAGCAGCAACAGCGAGCACAUAUGCAGGAGUUUAUCGACCGCUUCCGAUAUAACGCGAACCGGGCUUCCUCCGUGCAGAGCAAAAUAAAAAUGUUGGACAAACUCCCUGAACUGAGGCCAGUAGAAAAAGAAUUGGAUGUUCAACUAAGGUUUCCAGAGACGGAGCCGCUCUCUCCGCCUAUAUUGCAACUUAACGAAGUAGGCUUUUACUAUUCCAAGGAUAAGGUCAUUUUUUCCAAUGUCAAUCUUGGUGCCACAUUGGAGUCUAGGAUAUGUAUUGUUGGUGACAAUGGCGCAGGAAAAACAACUUUAUUAAAAAUAAUAAUGGGAAUAUUGUCGCCUACUAGUGGCGUUCGCAAUGUGCACCGGGGCCUUAAAUUCGGAUACUUCUCCCAGCAUCACGUUGAUCAGCUUGAAAUGAACGUCAACUCAGUUGAGUUACUACAGAGAAGCUAUCCUGGUAAAUCAAUCGAGGAAUACAGGAGGCAACUGGGUAGUUUCGGUGUGAGUGGUGACCUUGCAUUACAGACGAUAGCGAGUUUAUCCGGAGGACAAAAGUCACGCGUCGCCUUUGCAAGGAUGUGCAUGGGCAACCCCAACUUCCUAGUGCUCGACGAGCCUACUAACCACUUGGACAUAGAGACAAUUGAGGCUUUGGGCAAGGCGAUAAAUAAAUAUACGGGCGGUGUAAUCUUAGUUUCCCACGACGAAAGGUUAAUACGAAUGGUGUGCAAAGAACUGUGGGUGUGUGGUAACGGCUCAGUGGCGAGUAUAGAGGGCGGCUUUGACGAGUACCGAAAGAUCGUCGAGAGAGAACUUGACGCGCAGAAUAAGUAA
This is a messenger RNA of Parnassius mnemosyne (clouded apollo), 2118 nucleotides long. The record is from the annotation of a GenBank genome assembly. NCBI's taxonomy places the organism in Eukaryota, Metazoa, Arthropoda, Insecta, Lepidoptera, Papilionidae.